Castor canadensis (American beaver) is the source of this 5691-nucleotide messenger RNA. The record is from RefSeq and is a predicted model, not a curated record. NCBI's taxonomy places the organism in Eukaryota, Metazoa, Chordata, Mammalia, Rodentia, Castoridae.
UGACUUCCACCAACUCCAGGUCGGACGUCGUGACCCUCACAGCUUAUAGAUUGCCUUCUGGUGACUUCCAAAAGUCCCGUGCGACCCUCACGGAUUGGAGGCCAUUGGUUUUGCACGAUCUGUUGCGGAGCCUUCAUGGUCUCUGUUGGAGAGAGGGAAGGAGGAAUGAGUUCGUCCCAGGACUCGAGCAGAACCAAACCUAGAAGUGGUAGCCCGGAUCCUGUGAGCGCCAGGCCGAAGUGGAGUUCUCGCGUCCUUGGCUGAUUCUGGCCUUUCCCCAAGGUUCCCAGGUCACGUGACCUGCGGGGCCGCAGGUAACUCUUCCGAGAGGGCGGGGGCGGGCAACCGCCCCGCCCAGCGGGACGCUGCGGGCGGGUCUCAGCUGCGCCCACUGCGCCAGCCCAGCCGCAGGUGCCGCCCCUAACACACCGGGGCCCGCCCAAGCUCAUCCGCGUCUGCCGUCGGUCGGUGCGUGCGUGCGCUUCGUCGGUCCGCGUGUGUGUGGCCGAGCGCCCCCUUCCUCUGCGGCCAUGACUCCGCCGCCGCCGCCGCCCCCACCCCCCGGCCCAGACCCCGCAGUAGACUCCGCUACAGACCCCUACGCUGGGCCUGGAUCGCUGGUCGUCCUGUUUGGGGCCACAGCCGGUGCGCUGGGGCAAGACCUGGGAUCGGACGAGACCGACUUAAUCCUCUUGGUUUGGCAAGUGGUGGAGCCGCGGAGCCGCCAGGUGGGGACGCUGCACAAGUCGCUGGUUCGCGCCGAGGCGGCUGCACUGAGUCCACAGUGCCGCGAGGCGAGCGGCCUGAGCCCCGACAGCCUAGCGCGGGCCGAGUCGCUGGACAAGGUGCUGCAGCAGUUCUCACAGCUGGUGAGCGCAGAUGUGGCUCUGCUGGGUGGGGGCCCCUAUGUGCUUUGCACUGAUGGGCAGCAGCUGUUGCGACAAGUCUUGCAUCCCGAGGCCUCCAGGAAGAACCUGGUGCUCCCCGACACCUUCUUCUCCUUCUACGACCUCCGCAGAGAGUUCCAUAUGCAGCACCCAAGCACCUGCUCUGCCAGGAACCUCACAGUGGCCACUAUGGCACAGGAUUUGGGAUUAGAGACAGAUGCCACAGAGGAUGACUUUGGGGUCUGGGAAGUGAAGACAAUGGUAGCUGUCAUCCUCCACCUGCUUGAAGGGCCAAAUGGUCAAUUAUUUUCGAAGCCCGAGGUGGUAAAGCAGAAAUAUGAGACGGGGCCUUGCAGCAAGGCUGAUGUGGUGGACAGUGAGACUGUGGUACGGGCCCGUGGGUUGCCCUGGCAGUCAUCAGACCAGGAUGUGGCUCGCUUCUUCAAAGGGCUCAACAUUGCCAGGGGUGGUGUAGCACUGUGCCUGAACGCCCAGGGCCGCAGAAAUGGUGAGGCCCUCAUCCGCUUUGUGGACAGCGAGCAGCGGGACCUAGCGCUGCAGAGACACAAGCACCACAUGGGCAUCCGCUAUAUUGAGGUAUAUAAAGCCACAGGGGAGGAAUUUGUCAAGAUAGCUGGGGGCACAUCACUAGAGGUAGCUCGUUUCCUGUCACGGGAAGACCAAGUGAUCUUGAGGCUACGGGGACUGCCCUUCUCAGCUGGGCCAACAGAUGUGCUAGGCUUCCUGGGGCCAGAGUGUCCAGUGACUGGAGGUGCCGACGGACUGCUCUUUGUACGCCACCCUGAUGGGAGGCCAACUGGGGAUGCCUUUGCUCUCUUUGCCUGUGAGGAGCUGGCACAGGCUGCACUGCGUAGGCAUAAGGGCAUGCUGGGUAAGAGAUACAUUGAACUGUUCCGGAGCACUGCAGCUGAGGUGCAGCAGGUCCUAAACCGCUAUGCAUCCAGCCCACUCCUUCCUACGCUUACUGCUCCACUGCUGCCCAUCCCCUUUCCACUGGCAGCUGGGACAGGGAGGGACUGUGUACGCCUUCGAGGCCUGCCCUACACAGCCACUAUCGAAGAUAUCCUGAGCUUUCUGGGGGAUGCAGCAGCUGACAUCCGCCCCCAUGGUGUGCACAUGGUACUCAACCAACAGGGCCGACCAUCCGGUGAUGCCUUCAUCCAGAUGACAUCAGCAGAACGUGCCCUAGCUGCUGCUCAGCAUUGCCACAAGAAGGUGAUGAAGGAACGCUAUGUGGAAGUGGUUCCCUGCUCCACAGAGGAGAUGAGCCGCGUGCUGAUGGGGGGCACUCUGGGCCGCAGUGGCAUGUCCCCUCCACCCUGCAAACUGCCCUGCCUCUCGCCGCCCACCUACGCCACCUUCCAGGCCACCCCAGCCCUCAUUCCCACUGAGACAGCAGCUCUGUAUCCCUCUUCAGCAUUGCUCCCAGCUGCCAGGGUGCCUGCUGCCCCCACUUCUGUUGCCUACUAUCCAGGGCCAGCCACUCAACUCUACAUGAACUACACAGCUUACUACCCCAGCCCCCCAGUCUCCCCUACCACUGUAGGCUACCUUGCCACGCCCCCUGCUGCCUUGGCCUCUACUCCCACCUCAGUGUUGUCCCAGCCAGGAGCUCUGGUCCGCAUGCAAGGUGUCCCAUAUACUGCCGGUAUGAAGGAUCUGCUCAGUGUCUUCCAGGCCUACCAGGUGAGUUUGUGCAGCUGGAGGGUUUCAAGGCCAGAUGAGCUUGGAAGUCCUUGCCCUAAAUCUGUGUCUCUUCUACAGUUGGCCCCUGAUGACUACACUACUCUGAUGCCUGUUGGUGAUCCAUCUCGCACAGUGUUACAAGCCCCCAAGGAAUGGGUUUGUUUGUAGGAGGAAGGCAGGAAGAGUUAGCUAACAUGCUUGUCUUGUGUCCAGAGUGCCCUCAAUCUGGUGGCUGCUUCUUGGCUUGUCAAAGCUCUCAGAUGGCACCCAGAGGAGACCAAGCAAGGUCCAUCCCCCACUUAUUUCUCUGCCUGUUCAUUGCAAAGAUGAUGGGUAUCUUGCAUUCAUGGCUGGGGGUGAAAUGGGGUGCCCUGCACCCGAAGGUGUGACUGGACCUCUUGAAUGGCACCUAGAGAGUCUCUGGUAAUCCUGGCUAGGCCUAUGCCUAUGUGCUUGCUUUUUAAAAUGUAAGUCUUGGUACCCUCCAUGUAUGACUCCUGGGAGAAUCAAGGGUCCCUCUGAGCUUCUUGAGUAGAGAUCUAUUCCUCCUGCUCCUCCUAUGGGGGAGCAGGGAGGCAAAGUGAGUCCCUGCCCUCAGGAUACUUGGACCUCAGAAACCAUGCUGUGCCAGGGGUGGCCCCCCCUAAAGAUGCUAGUCAGGCACAAGGAACAUUAGAUGGCAAAACCAUAAGCUCUUCUGGACUGUGCUGCACUAUUUCCAGAGAACACUAGAGGGCAUGAGGCUCCCUCACAAAAAAACUCAGGCUUGAAUUUUAAAGGAGAUUUUCUUCCAAACACCUUGAGAAGGCCAGCUGUAUAGAACCCAGCAAACACCAUGGAAUGUCCUUUGCACCCAUUAAAGGGUGAAGAACUGAAGCCUCAGAAGGAAUCUGGAACUGUCUUCUCCAGAGUGAACAAAAGUUCCUGUCCAAGUGGACUUUAAAAGCCGCAGUGCCCCAGAGUAAAGGGCCCCACACCAGCCCCAGGUGGAGAAAAACUCAAAAGACAGUUUUCAAGGAGACUGUCAAUCUGUUGCCGUUUAUUAUUUCAGCACUAAAACUGACGAGGAGCCUGAACUGCUGGCUCUUCUUCCCUUUGUGUAAGGAGUACUGCACUCCUAUAAAAGGUUUUAAAAUACAAAAUGUACAAGAAAACAAUCCCAGGUGCUGUAAACAUAACUGAGAACCAGUUUCUUUACUAAACAUCCGUUUUAUAAAACACAAGGUUUCAACUUGAGCCCAUCUGAGUCUUAAAAGUUGACUAUCUGUUCUAUAUAUCACAAAUGGCUUCACAAAGCCAGGCCUAGCAGAGAACUGGUGAUAGUGGCUGGCCCUGGGGUAGGAUGGGGGGAGUUGUACCCCAGGCAGCAGCACCACAUGUGAACUCAAAGACAUCGCUUCCUUUUUAAAGCUGUUUUCAGCCACAUUUCUCUAUUAAGCAGAAGGCUGCUCAUUCUAUUCCUCAACCCAAGAUUGAGCACAGGUUGAAGAGGGAAGGGUGCGUAGCACAUGCCCAGUUGCUCAGUGCUGCUACUAGAAAUCAAUUUGCAUAGUCCAAUGGAUGUGUGCUUUAACAACACUAUGUUGCACAAAAAUGUAAGUCAUUAUCUACAAAGCCCAAAAAUACUCUUACAUGAAAGCUUUUACAAAGCUGAUAUAAAACUGCUUAUAUAGUAUACAAAGCUCUUUUAAAAUUUAACUUUUGUUUUAAGUAGGAAAGCAUUUCUAGCACUACAGGCAUCAAGGUAUUUAAAAGGCAUCAAAAUUUGGUGCAUAGCAACUCUGGAUCCUAGAGGCUUUUAAUCUUGAGGGCAGCAAAGCAGCCCCCAAAGGGUCUUGCAAAGACCCCAUUGUGAGACAGCUACCCUAGGGGCAAGAGGGUAGAAACGAGUCUGGACAGGUCUCUGGAACUUCACUUGAGAGACCAACCUCUUUUCCCCAAAGGAAGCUGUGGGCUUCCAAUCACAGGCCCUGAAGCAAAUCUCACUAUCCACACUGACAAAUAACUUACUUUCAAAGAAAAUUUGGAAACACUAAGCUCUAGGAGUGGCCAGGGUGAUCAUUACUGAAGGAUAAACUGUUCUCUAGUUUUAGGGAGAAAUCUAAAACAUUAUGGUAAAACAACACAAAAAAAAGCCCACACUUCUUCAUCCUGGGUUUAUAACUUCUACCCUGCUAACUAGAGGUGGUGGACAACAGGCCAGCCUCUUGCUCAGCCCUGACUGAGACCUUAGUAGACAAGAGUCCUGGCAUAGAGGAUCUGCAGUCCCAUGGAAUAACAGCGUUAAGUCUGCAGCCAGCCCAGCACAGUUUCACAUGUAGGCACUCAAAAAUUUUGCUUCCUGAAUAAACAAACAUGGUUUCAUUUGAAAACAUACUGCAAAAUUCAGGGGCUCUGAAACAGGCCCAGAAAUAGGUAACAAAUCCCACUGGAGGGAGAGGGGGCAGGGUAGGUGUCCAACUUGGACACCUCCUUUGGUAGACAGCAGGCUGAAGUUUCUGUUGGCCCCUGCCUUAGACACUAGUCUCACCAGCAGCAGCACCAGGGCAUCUUUGGUGUGCCUUCAGGAGAAAAGGCUGAUUUCUAGGUCAUACAAACAGGACUGGGUAGACCAGAAUCAUCUCAGGCUGUAAACAGAAUGGGGGAUAAGCCUUCCCAUCUGGAAUCCUGCAUUUUCUCUGCUCAUCUUCAUGCACAGCUCAUUUAUGCUUAGCUCCUGAUAUAGCUGGCCUGGCCUCCAGAGAAGAGUUAGAACUGCAAAGCUGCCUGCACUAUCAGGACCUGUGUGGACUCAAAGGUUACAUACAGAACAAUCAAAGGCAGAAACUCCCGCUUGGGGCCAGAGGACAUGAGCGGGAAGCGUACUCCACAGAUUACUAGUUUUAAGGAUGACAAAAAAUGAAAGCUACUAAACAAAAAUCUCACCUUUCAGUCACCUUAUAAGUACCAUCACCCAAGGUGCUGGUAUAGGGGGUGAUGAGGAAAGCAGUUUUUUAACAUGGAGCUACUAUGGAGAGACUGCAGGAAGAUUAGCUAGAAAGUUACAAAAAGGCUAUACUCUGGAAUGUCUUUAUAUUCCAACAUUCAGUGAUGGAAU